AUGGCUAAUUCCACUCCCUACCCGUGCACACAUUAUAUACAUACACGCAUACAUGCACACACCCACACAUGCACACACACAUACACAUACACAUACAUACACAUAUGUAUCGAUACCACCACCAAUGCAUCACAUCGUACAUACACACAUAGCACAGAGACACACAUAGAUACCCAGAUACAUACCCACACAGAUAUACACCACACAUACCCACAAGCAGAAUCGCCUUCCCCUGCAAAUGCCGUGACGGCAGGUCUCACCCACGGGCAGAAAGGGUUGCCUUCAUACUUCCCUGUGGAGCAAGAAUGA
Loa loa (African eye worm) is the source of this 309-nucleotide messenger RNA. RefSeq lists its product as hypothetical. The transcript has a single exon. Bases 1 to 309 code for a protein of 102 amino acids. The record is from RefSeq and is a predicted model, not a curated record. NCBI's taxonomy places the organism in Eukaryota, Metazoa, Nematoda, Chromadorea, Rhabditida, Onchocercidae.